AUGGGCGUGACCGUAGAUUCUACUCUCGAUGUCGAGGAAUCGACGGAGCCUCCUAUAUGUGGUUAUACGGAACCCAGCUCCAAGCCCAAUGUCGCCAACUCCCUAGAUACUAGGUCUUGUGCUACCGACGAGAAAUAUAUCUCGUAUACGACUGAUCAUCCCGCCGUCGAUCUACCAUCUUGUAAAGAAGAACCUGGCCAGAACGCCCAUCUCAUAGAUUCAACUGAGCUCGCUACACUCCUCGGGACUGAUCUUCAAAAUGGCAUCUCUUGCUCAGAAGCGGCCUCCCGCCUCGAGCGCGAUGGUCCGAAUACCGUGCGUGAAAUGGAGAGUGUCUCCGUCUGGGGGAUACUGCUAAGGCAGGUUUCCAACAGCCUGACACUAGUCCUCCUAAUCACCAUGGCUCUAUCCUUCGGAAUAGAUGAUUACAUUGAAGGCGGUGUUAUCACUGCAGUGAUUCUUCUCAACAUAAUUGUUGGAUUUAUCCAAGACUACAGAGCCGAAAAGACAAUCCUCUCACUCCAUCGUCUCUCCGCGCCAAUAUGCAAAGUAAUCCGAGACGGUCGAAUCGCCUCCGUGAAAGCCGAAUCCCUCGUCGUGGGAGAUAUCGUCCAACUAGCAGUCGGCGACAUCGUCCCCGCCGAUAUCCGCCUAUUCGACGGCAUGAAUGCCUCAAUGGACGAGGCACUUCUGACCGGCGAAUCACUUCCAAUCCUCAAAACUCCCCAUCUCACUCUUGCUGCGCGUGAUAUCCCCAUCGGCGAUCGUACCAACAUGGCCUAUUCGGGCUGUAGUACCACUCAAGGUCGAGCAUUGGGAAUCGUCACUGCGAUAGGCAUGGACACCGAAGUUGGAAAGAUUGCUCAGUUGCUACAGACCAAAUCUGAUCUCGGGGACUCGGGUCCUCUUCUUCGCGUGUGGAAACGGGUGAAGCAUUCCGUCAUGAACAUCCUGGGCUUGGUUGGCACGCCCUUGCAAGUAAAGCUGAGCAAAUUUGCACUUCUUCUUUUUGCACUGGCGAUCUUGUUGGCCAUCAUCGUUUUCUCGGUCAAUUUAUGGGAUGUCCAAGGCGAAGUCCUUAUAUACGGCAUUUGUGUUGCUGUGGCUGUCAUCCCGGAAUCAUUGAUUGCUGUUCUUACUAUCACCAUUGCCGUUGGUACAAAAGCUAUGGCAAGAGGAAAUGUCAUUGUGCGCAAACUCCAAUGUCUCGAGGCAGUGGGGGGCGUCACGAACAUCUGCUCUGACAAGACUGGCACUUUAACCCAGGGCAAGAUGAUUGCGCGCUCGGCUUGGAUUCCUGGUGCUGGGACUUUGACUGUGAGCCAGACGACGGAUCCAUUUGAUCCGACUAGUGGAGUUGUGCAGUUGGAUGAGAUCGAUUGGAGCUCUACUCGGCCCAUUGAGGAUCAUCCUGCUUUGCAUACCUUCCUGCGAGCAAUUUCUCUAUGCAAUCUUUCUACUGUGCACCAUGAUAACAAGGUGUGGAGUGCAGUUGGUGAACCUACGGAGAUUGCGCUUCAUGUCCUGGCUUUGCGGUUUAAUUUUGGGAAAAGUUCCAUUAUGACCAGCCGGCAGCUUCAAUUGAAUACAGAAUAUCCAUUUGAUUCGGCUAUCAAAAAGAUGACUGUUGUUUACAAUAACUCUCGGAAUCAGACCAUGGAAGUCUACACCAAGGGAGCGCCGGAGACUAUCAUCCCCCAUCUAAAGAUUGAUGAACAUGGAAGACAGACAAUCCGAGACACAGCCGAUCGAAUGGCAGGAGAGGGUCUUCGUGUCCUGUGUAUCGCCUACAAAACCGUCCCCGCAGACCAACUCUCUGAAGUUUCUACCAGACCUGCAGCCGAGUCGACCCUCCAAUUCGGCGGUCUAGUCGGACUCUAUGAUCCCCCGCGAGUCGAAACAGCCGCAGCAGUACGCCGAUGCCAAAUGGCCGGAAUCACCGUACACAUGCUGACAGGUGAUCACAUCAAAACAGCAACAGCCAUCGCCUCUGAAGUCGGAAUUCUCGAUCGUGUCACAGCUGCCGUAAAAAAAAGCAGACUGGUUAUGGCCGCAGACGAAUUCGAUAAACUGAGCGAUGACGAGAUCGAUGCUAUCGAAGACCUGCCCUUGGUUAUUGCCCGUUGUAGCCCUGCCACCAAGGUUCGAAUGGUAGAUGCCAUGCAUCGCCGUCAGGCAUUCUGUGUUAUGACCGGUGACGGAGUCAAUGACUCCCCUGCACUUAAACGUGCAGAUGUUGGUAUCGCCAUGGGGAAGAACGGAAGUGAUGUUGCCAAGGAGGCGGCCGAUAUGGUCUUGACAGAUGAUAACUUUUCGUCUAUUGUCAAGGCUGUUGAGGAGGGCAGGCGACUGUUUGAUAACAUCCAAAAGUUCCUCAUGCACCUGCUCAUCUCGAACAUUGCUCAGGUCAUCCUCCUUCUGAUCGCGCUCGCUUUCAAAGAUAAAGGCGGAGACUCGGUCUUCCCUUUAUCUCCACUCGAGAUCCUCUGGGCUAAUCUGGUCACAUCUUCGUUCCUGGCUGUAGGUCUCGGUCUGGAAGAAGCCCAGCCUGAUAUCAUGUACAGACCACCCCACGACCUUCGAAUUGGCGUUUUCACUCGCGAACUGAUCGUCGAUAAAAUGAUCUACGGAACGUUCAUGGGAACCUUGUGCCUUGUUGCGUUUGUCUGUGUGAUAUACGCCGCCGGAACGGGCACUUCAUCUCUAGGAGAUGGGUGUAACGCGGGCUAUAACCCAACCUGCGACAGUGUGUUCCGCGCUCGGGCAACUACAUAUGCAACGCUUACCUUCCUCCUGCUCGUCACAGCCUGGGAAGUAAAGCACUUUUCUCGAUCUCUGUUCAACAUGGAUCCAAUUCGAUAUCCCAAAACAUUCUCCGUCUUCCCUACAGUCUGGAAUAACAGAUUCCUGUUCUGGGCCGUGAUGGCUGGGUUUGUCAUUGCAUUUCCUGUCAUCUAUAUCCCGGUCAUCAACCAGCUUGUCUUCAAGCACCAGGCUAUCACAUGGGAGUGGGGUGUUGUCUUUGGAUGCACGCUUGUGUACUUGAUCCUUGUUGAGGGCUGGAAGGCUGUUAAGAGGGCUUUCAGUAUUGGAAGUGGGAAGAAUGCUACCCUUACUUUGGAAGAUGCCGAGAUGCGAGCUGGUCUAGCUACUUUGACGCCGCUCUCGCUGAGUGCGAAUGCUAGUGUUGAGUUAAAGUAA
Messenger RNA from Penicillium nucicola, 3201 nucleotides. RefSeq names its product putative potassium/sodium P-type ATPase. Gene Ontology annotation, biological process: calcium ion transmembrane transport; intracellular calcium ion homeostasis. Lineage: Eukaryota; Fungi; Ascomycota; Eurotiomycetes; Eurotiales; Aspergillaceae. The coding region runs from base 1 to 3201 and encodes 1066 amino acids. The transcript is spliced from 4 exons. The record is from RefSeq and is a predicted model, not a curated record. Gene Ontology annotation, molecular function: ATP binding; P-type calcium transporter activity; ATP hydrolysis activity. Gene Ontology annotation, cellular component: plasma membrane.